Messenger RNA from Dimorphilus gyrociliatus, 930 nucleotides. Lineage: Eukaryota; Metazoa; Annelida; Polychaeta; Dinophilidae. The record is from the annotation of a GenBank genome assembly.
CUUGAAUGAAACUAUUUGAAAAAAAUGUGUAUCAUCAAUUUUCUACUUUUUCUACAAUAUUGCCAAAUUGGUUUUUCAAGAUUACCAUUCCUGCACAAAGAUUCUGAGACUAUCCUAUUGUAUGAUUGGUACAACGAAACAAACUUUGGGCCUUUGCUAUCAUCUACUAAAUUAUACGAUAAUGGAGGAUUAAACAAGUACGGCACAAUUUUUGGUACAAACUGUAAAAUGAAUAAGGAUGGUUCAGUCUAUUUUGGAUUUGAAACCUAUUUAAAAAUUCUUCAUGAUUCUGAUUUUAGAGCCAAUGAUUUUACUGUUGAGAUUGUAACGAAAUAUCUUUUACCGGCUAAUUAUCCAUCAACUCAGAAGUUUUAUUCGUUUAAGAAAGCUGGUCAUUUGGGAUUAAAAGUGUCAAUGGACGGAGAAGGUGAACUAGUAGUUUCCUACUAGUUAUCUGACACUUGGAUUCUGUGAUGGAGCUUGUCCUACUAAAGAUUUUCAUGGUAAUAUUUAUGCAUUUAAAUGGACAAAAUCUCUUAAAAGUGAUGCUGACAUUGCAAACAAAUGGCAGGAAAGUUUGUAAUAUUCUUGCAUUUAAUUAUCUCUAAUGUUUUUUAAAUAUUCACCAUUCCAUCCUUUUAUAUUACAUCAUUGUCGAUUUAGAAUAUAAUUAGACAAUCUGGUUCAUAUUUUACAAAAUUCAGGUAGAACUAACAGUUUUAAAAGUGGAACAAAACAUGUUAGAAACUUUAAAACUACUCAUAAUCUUAUUAUUGUAAUACACAGAGUAAGUUUUCCUAAAAAAAUCAAAUUGUGUUAAAGCAUUCAGUUGGAUAUUUUUGUCGAAAAUUUUGCAAAUUUAAUGGAGAUUUUAAUUCUCUCUAAUUCAAAGAUAAUCUUUUUUGGAACUGGUAUAAAAAUCCAACAGGA